UCCAUCGUGUCUCCAGCGGCAGGUGGUCACCGCGCGUCCAGCACCGAGCGCAGCUUGUGAAUGGGAUUAUGACCGCAGAGGCUUCAGGGUGACAUGGACGGAGUAGAGUAACUUCUGUGAACUUGCGCAGCUUUAUUUUUCUUUUCUACUUGACGCGGAAAGACGAGAUUGUUAGAUUGGUGACUGAGAAGUGUUUUCUGUCGGCGCGUCUGUGCGUGCUUUGCGCUCUCUGUGUGUGGAGCCUUUCCAUAAGUUGUUUUCAUGCGAAGCUGGAUUCAUUGUAAAUAAUGGCACUCGCAAGAUUCAGCAAAAUACUCCGUCUGCCCACACUUGAGAUCAAAAAGAGAGUCAAGCAGUAUGAGCACGUCCAUCGGGACAUCAACCCAAACGACUUGUGGGAGAUUGUUGGCGAGCUGGGCGACGGCGCAUUUGGAAAGGUCUACAAGGCCAGGAACAAGGAGACGGGAGUUCUGGCUGCAGCCAAAGUGAUCGAGACGAAAUGCGAGGAGGAGCUAGAGGACUACAUGGUUGAGAUUGACAUCCUGGCUAAAUGUGAUCACCGCUACAUUGUCAAGCUGCUCGAUGCAUUUUACCAUGACAACAAACUGUGGAUCAUGAUCGAGUUCUGCCCCGGAGGUGCUGUGGAUGCCACAAUGCUCGAGUUGGAUCGUGGGCUGACGGAGCCGCAGAUUAAGGUGGUCUGUCGCCAGAUGCUGGAAGCUCUGCAGUACCUCCACAGCAUGAAGAUCAUCCACAGAGACCUGAAGGCCGGGAACAUCCUCCUCAUGCUGGAUGGGGACAUCAAACUAGCCGACUUUGGCGUAUCUGCAAAAAACACCAAAACCUUACAAAGAAGAGAUUCUUUCAUUGGAACGCCAUACUGGAUGGCCCCAGAGGUGGUGAUGUGUGAGACAAUGAAGGACGCUCCGUACGACUACAAGGCCGAUGUCUGGUCCCUGGGAAUCACUCUGAUCGAGCUCGCUCAGAUUGAACCCCCGCACCAUGAGCUCAACCCCAUGAGAGUGCUGUUGAAGAUCGCCAAGUCAGAUCCCCCCACGCUGGACUAUCCACACAAAUGGUCACAGGAAUUUAAAGAUUUCCUGAAGACAGCUUUGGACAAAAACCCAGAGACCCGUCCCACUGUAGCACAACUCAUGGAGCACCCCUUUGUGAGAUCAGUGACGUCUAAUCGCCCGCUGCGGGAGCUGGUAGCCGAGGCCAAAGCUGAGGUCAUGGAGGAAAUCGAGGACAAUAGGGAGGAAGGAGAGGAGGACGACGCCAUGGAACUCACUGUGUCUCCAGAAAAGGAGCCAUGCCAGACCAGUCAGACCAGUUUGGAAGGAGACCAGUCUCCGGACACCCCAAGCCCCACCACGCCCUCUCCAACCACACCAAUACCUCUACCCAGGAAGGGUCUCCAGCCAGAUGCACCCGCAGAGGAGCAGCCAGGUGCCGUCAUGGUGGUCCCUGUUCCCCUGCCACGGCAGAACCUCCCUCCAAAGGAUCCAGAGGAGCUGGGCGACAAACUGGCCGAUGACGUCACUCUUGAGUCUGAGAAAUCUGAGAGCGAGGCCUCAACCAAGACCUCCAGCACAGAUUCAGGCAUUGAGGAUGGGAAGACUACUCCCACACUGGAGGAAAAGGUUGCUGUGGGGACCCCAGAGACAGAACAGCCCCCAUCCCUCCAGCCCGAGGCAUCUGAGGAACAUGUUGAUAUCAUCAUAGACUCAACAGAACCAGAGGGGCCCAAGGUCGUGGUGACAGAGGAGGAGAGCAGCACUGUGGCUAACGGAGGCUUACCAACCCCGAGCCAAAGUCCCAUUGUCACCCCUACACCCACUCCGGCUCCAUCUAUUGCUCCCACCCCAGUGCCUACACCCCGUUCAGAGCCGAAUGGUAGCCUAACCAAGAAUACCCCAGAGCGGACAUCGAUGGGAGGAAGCGCUGAAGCUGUCUCGCCUUAUAUCAAUGGAGGAAUUAUCAACAGCCGGUCCUCUUAUUCAGGCAGCAUGGCAUCAGAGAGCAUGGAUUUGUCGAUCAGCAAGGAGGCCAUCUUAAUGUCUUCAAGGCCCUACUCGAGUAAGACUCUGAAGCGAACCAGGAAGUUUGUUGUCGACGGCGUGGAGGUGAGCGUGACCACCUCCAAGAUUAUCAGGGAUGAUGAGAAGAAAGAUGAGGAAAUGAGAUUCUUGAGACGUCAGGAGCUGCGUGAGCUCCGUUUACUGCAGAAGGAAGAGCAGCGCGCUCAGGCCGGACUAAACGCCAAACUGGAAACACAGAGAGACCAGAUGCAGAGACGUUUCGACCAGGAGAUGAAUGCUAAGAAGAAACACUAUGAUGCAGAGCUGGAGAACCUGGAAAAGCACCAGAAGCAGACUAUUGAGAAGAUGGAAGCAGACCACCAUAUUAAACUCAAAGAAGAGACUAAACGCAUCAAAUCAGAGCAGGAACGCGACUACCACAGGUUCCAGGAUCAGUUAAAGCACAAGAAAAAGGAGGUAAAACACUCUGUUGAUAAGCUGCCCAGAAGUCAGCGUAAAGAAUCCUUGAAGCAGAUGAUGAAUUCCUUUCAAGAAAAAAAGACAAGAGAAGAGGAGAAAUUCUUGGCAGCCCAGAAGAACUACCUUGACACAACACUGAAGAGAAUCAUCUCCAACAACAAGAGAGAGAUUGCAGAGAUGGAGAGGGAAUGCCUGAACAGGAAACACCAGCUAAUCAGAGAGCGUGAGGCCACGAUAUGGGACAUGGAGGAGAAGAAUCUGUAUGAGCGACACCAGUUAUUUAAGCAGCAACUGAAAGACCAGUACUUCCUCCAGAGGCAUCAGCUCCUCAAGAAGCACGAGAAGGAGCAGGAACAGAUGCAGUGCUACAAUCAGCGCAUGAUUGAGAUUCUAAAAGGUCGGCAGCAGGUGGAGAAGAGCCGGCUGCCCAAGAUUCAGCGCAGCGAGGCCAAGACCCGCAUGGCCAUGUUCAAGAAGAGCCUCCGCAUCAACUCAACGGGCAGCUCCUCGGAGGACAGAGAGAAGAUCAAACAGUUUUCUCAGCAGGAGGAAAAGCGGCAGAAGGCAGAGAGGCUGCAUCAGCAGCAGAAACACGAGAACCAGAUGAGGGAGAUGACCGGCCAGUGUGAAAGCAAUGUCAGAGAGCUGCAGCAGCUACAGAAUGAAAAAUGUCACCUGUUGGUUGAGAAUGAGACUCAGAGGCUCAAACAUCUGGAUGAACAUCACAACACGCUGCUGAAGGAGUGGAGGGAUAUGCUGAAACCCAGAAAGAAGGCCCUUGAAGAGGAGCUAAACAUGAAGAAGAGGGAGCAGGAGGCUUUCUUCAGGAUGAGUAGUAGUGAUUGCCCAAAUCCAAGUUCUCCCAACAAACUCUCCAAGUUUGUGCCUUACCAGGACUCUUCCACCACGUAAAAACAACUGCUGUGACGUUGCACAAUAUCUCCUGGCCACUGUUAGCACCAACACACUCACAUGUAAACCCACGGGCGCUACAAUAGCCUGUUGCCUCAGUUUUAAUUUGCUUUGCCAGUGAUGGCAGCAUACCUAUCCCUCCAUUAGGUUCCUUAAAUGUUUUAGUGAAUAUUUAUGUUUUAUCUCAUGUUCUCUUUUUUUUCCUUUUUUUCUUUAAAGUGUUGUAGUUUUUGGAUUUAUAAAAAAUCCAUCAUGUGCUUCACUUGAUUGCAAAGCAUCCGAUCCCAUACAGCGUUUUAUUUCCUUCUUCUGUUCAAGUCUGCUUCUUAUUGCUCACCAGUGAAACAUGAGGAGAAUACGAUACAGUGGCUGUGGGAUGAAGAUACCAAACUAAUAAUUAGUAAAUAUUAAAGAGACAAAAUACUAUUUGGUUGGGGAUAAUUUCUUUUUACAUAAGGAGGAAGUAUGUUUCUGUGAGAGCUGGUGAGUUGGUACAUAAGCACUUUUUGUUUAAUUAUCAGUGCUGUCUUCCAAGUACGAUGACCAAAAACACAACCAAAAUUGAAUAAUUUACUGAGCUUUUCUUAUUCUUUCCAGUUCUGUUUGCCUUGGCUCAUUGACCUGUUUAGUCCGUAAGUCAAAUGCAUGUCUUAAAGCAGCUAAAGCAGCAACCUUAUCCAGAUUUAUCACUGUAAAUGCUAAUUUAAAUAUUAUCUCUUUUUUUAACACCCCUGGAAUGAAGGAUGUGCAUAUUAUUUUGUAUCUUGUUUGAAAUGCGGGACAAGGCUAAAGAUCGGAUCAGAGUUUAAUAGUUUCUUUUACGUGAUUACUUAGAAAUGAGGUUUUAACAGACAAGGAAAGACUCAUUGUUAUUCACAUAGCUUGCUAUGACAUAUUUUUUUUUCUGUUGUAUUUUUACUGUAGAUUCAAUCACACUGGAUGGGAACUGACGAAGCCAAAGCAAAAUACUGUUGUUCUUUGAAAGAUGUGAGAUAGGGGAUUUAAAUCUGAAUUUAAAAAAUUGUAUUAAGUGUAUAAUUGUUAUACUGUGUGCAGUAAAUGCACUGCCUGCUAACCAAAGUGCAAUAUUACAUGUAUGUCUUUGCUAAGCAUAAAGAGGUUUAUUUUUCUUAAUCUUUGCCUUCCUUUGCACUGAGAGGGGGAAUAAUAUGAAGAGUUGAACUCCAAAAACAGAUCUGUCAACAUUUUGAAAGAAAUGGCAUUGCGUAAAAAUCAUUCUAUCUUUAUAAUCUUGAGUACUUGGGUAACAGAUUCAUGUUUCAAAUGCUGAGCUGAUUUUGGAACGUAACUCUUCAUGUCAUUUUUAAGGGAGUGCAACAAUCCAGCCUGUGAGAUAUGUCUAGAUGUUAAACCUUAAACUGAAAACUAAAGUUUGCAGCUGAGGAACUUGUUGCCUUUUUGAGUGAGCUUCUUUUAGAGCAGUUUGGCCUGCAGGUUUACGUUAAACCAGGUCAGCAAUCAGGUACAGCUUAAUCUUUCUCUCCCUCUCACAGUCUCUCAGAAGUAUUUACGUUUGUUGUAAAAUUGAUCUUGUCUGUCAUGUUUAAUGGCUCUAUGUAGGCCUCUCUGCCUCAGUUUACAUGACAUCCUAUGUAUGGAGGGGUUGUAAGUGUGAAUGAAACUGUAUCAGAAGGAACCACUGUUGUAAAUAACUUAAUAAAGGCAGAUUUUCUAAUUA
This is a messenger RNA of Epinephelus fuscoguttatus (brown-marbled grouper), 5112 nucleotides long. RefSeq names its product serine/threonine kinase 10 (gene stk10). Bases 288 to 3413 code for a protein of 1041 amino acids. NCBI's taxonomy places the organism in Eukaryota, Metazoa, Chordata, Actinopteri, Perciformes, Serranidae. Gene Ontology annotation, biological process: protein phosphorylation. Gene Ontology annotation, molecular function: protein serine/threonine kinase activity; ATP binding. The transcript is spliced from 20 exons. The record is from RefSeq and is a predicted model, not a curated record.